Messenger RNA from Stylonychia lemnae, 1119 nucleotides. NCBI's taxonomy places the organism in Eukaryota, Ciliophora, Spirotrichea, Sporadotrichida, Oxytrichidae. The record is from the annotation of a GenBank genome assembly.
AUGGACUAGUAUUUGACUCCAAGAGGAAUAGAACUCAGAAAGAAAGUUAGAAAUUUUAUGGAAUCUAUUGAGAAUGAGGUAAAAAAUUAUGCUUAUCACAUUAAUAAAAUAUAGCUGUAUCAAUAUACUAACACAACUGAGUUUCCAUUCCAUUUGGUUCCUAAAAUUCAAGAACUUGGUGUGAACGGCUUCACCAUAAAAGAUCAUGGUGGUCCAGGUUUGAAUGAAAUAGAUACUUGGGCUAUUGUAUAUGAAAUGGCUAAAAUUGAUCUUUCUGUUUCUACUUUCCUAAUGGUCCAUAACAGUAUCGGGAUGCAAGUUGUUAAUUAUCUUGGAAACGAAGGACAAAGAGCUAGGAUUCUUCCGGAUUGCUUAAAACUUAAGAAAAUAAUGUGCUUUGGAUUAACAGAGCCAGAGUAUGGAUCUGACGCUUCUAGCUUAAAAACAACUGCUAAGAAAGUAGAAGGAGGAUACUUAUUAAAUGGAUUGAAAAGAUGGAUUGGUAAUGCUACUUUUGCUGACUAUAUUGUAAUCUGGGCUAGAAAUGAAGCUGAGGGAAACAAGAUUUAAGCAUUUAUAGUCGAAAAGGGUGCUGACAUAACAUUAGAAAAUGUCUUUGUGCCAGAUAAUAAUAGACUUGAACAUGCCAAGGAUUUCAACUCAGCUAAUAGGAUUCUCGAGCAUUCAAGAGUUGGCGUGGCUUGGCUUGGUGCUGCCAGUGCUUGUGGAGCUUAUGAAGCUGCACUAAAAUAUGUACUAAAUAGGAAGCAAUUCGGAAAAUAAGUUGCCUCAUUCUAGGCCACACAGCUUAAGCUAUCUAAAAUGCUAGGCUAAUGUGAAAUGAUGGUCACCUUAUGUAUGAGAAUCACUGAAUUAGUUAAUUAAAACAAAACAACUAUUGGAUAAAUUGGAAGAGCCAAAGCUAUAUGCACCGCUUUGAGUAGAGAAGUGUGUGCUACAGCUAGAGAGCUCUGCGGAGGUAAUGGUAUCAUAAUUGAUAACAGAGUUAUGAAGAGCUUUAUGGAUAUUGAAGCCAUUUAUACCUAUGAGGGAACUUAUGAAGUCAACAUGCUAGUCUCUGGAAGAGAGAUUACUGGAGGUAUCCCUGCUUUCAAAUGA